Messenger RNA from Pedinophyceae sp. YPF-701, 1239 nucleotides. Lineage: Eukaryota; Viridiplantae; Chlorophyta; Pedinophyceae. The record is from the annotation of a GenBank genome assembly.
AUGUCGGCGAAACCCGAUCCCAGCGCCGGCGGCGAGCAGUGGAAGGCGCAGCUGAAGCUGCCGCCCAAGGAUGAUCGUUACAAGACCGAGGACGUGACGAACACCAAGGGCAACAGCUUCGAGGAUUACUUCCUGAAGCGUGAGCUUCUGAUGGGAAUCUACGAGAAGGGCUUCGAGGUUCCGUCGCCCAUUCAAGAGGAGUCGAUCCCGAUCGCUUUAACCGGCCGCGACAUCCUCGCGCGCGCCAAGAACGGCACGGGAAAGACCGCGGCAUUCGCUAUUCCCGUUCUGGAGAAGAUUGACACCUCCAAGAACCAGAUUCAAGGAGUCAUCCUGGUCCCCACCCGCGAGCUGGCCCUCCAGACCGCCUCGGUGUGCAAGGAGCUCGGCAAGCACUUGAAGAUCCAGGUCAUGAGCACCACGGGCGGCACCUCCCUCAAAGAGGACAUCAUGCGCCUGCACCAGACGGUGCACCUCAUCGUAGCCACGCCCGGCCGGCUGCUCGACCUGGCGUCCAAGGACGUCGCGAAACUCAAGAACUGCGGCGUCAUCGUGAUGGACGAGGCGGACAAGCUGCUGUCCCCGGAGUUCCAGCCGCUGGUGGAGCAGAUGAUCUCCUUCCUCCCCGAGGACCGCCAGGUCCUCCUGUACAGCGCCACGUUCCCGGUCACGGUGAAGAGCUUCAAAGAAAAGCACCUGCGCCGGCCGCACAUCAUCAACCUGAUGGAGGAGCUCACGCUGCGCGGGAUCUCGCAGUUCUACGCUUACGUGGAGGAGCGGCAGAAGGUGCACUGCCUCAACACGCUCUUCUCGAAGCUGCAAAUCAACCAGAGCAUUAUCUUUUGCAACAGCGUCAACCGCGUGGAGCUGCUGGCGCGCAAGAUCACCGAGCUCGGGUACUCGUGCUUCUACAUCCACGCGAAGAUGCCCCAGCACCAGCGCAACCGCGUCUUCCACGACUUCCGCUCCGGCCACUGCCGCAACCUGGUGUCGUCCGACCUCUUCACGCGCGGCAUCGACAUCCAGGCGGUCAACGUCGUCGUGAACUUCGACUUCCCGAAGAACUCGGAGACGUACCUCCACCGCGUCGGACGCUCCGGGCGCUUCGGCCACCUCGGCCUGGCCAUCAACCUCAUCACCAACGAGGACCGGCAAAACCUCUUCCGCAUCGAGCAGGAGCUGGGGACGGAGAUCCUGCCCAUCCCGCCCGCGAUCGACAAGUCCCUGUACUGUCGCUGA